CAAUAAUUUAAAUUUGGAAAAUAAUCGAGAUAAUGAUUCUGAAUUUUUAUCCUCCAUUUGAUAAUGAUCGUCUUGUGAAAAGACCGAAGAAUUGUGUUGUCUGUGCCAAACCAGCCAAAUUUUGUCAUUUUGAUGUUCCAAGCUGUUGUUUUUCAUUCUUUCGUCGAUCUAUAUUAGAUCAACACUUGUAUGUUUGCAAAAAUCAAGGAAAUUGCAGAAUUGAAGAGGGGAUAUUCUGCCGUUCCUGCCGUUUUGACCGUUGUCUUCUUGGUGGAAUGAACUUUCGGACUAUACAAAAAUUUCCAAAUGGAAUUGAUAUUAAUAAAAUUUCUGCAAUGAUAACUGAGAAAAAACGUCAACUUUUCGAAAAAGCUGCAAAGUCUCAAAAUUAUCCAGAUUUUGGUCAAUAUGAUUUAACAGUGGUAAUGGAUUAUUAUCACUUAGGAUCAGAGCUGAUUUUAAAUUUUGAUUUCAAUUUUGGAUAA
This is a messenger RNA of Meloidogyne enterolobii, 485 nucleotides long. The record is from the annotation of a GenBank genome assembly. NCBI's taxonomy places the organism in Eukaryota, Metazoa, Nematoda, Chromadorea, Rhabditida, Meloidogynidae.